AUGGCAGAUCGUGGAUUUAAUGUGCAAGAUAUAUUUGCAGCUAAAGGCAUUGGUAUAAAUAUUCCCACUUUUUUAAAAGGAAAGUCUCAACUAAGUGGUGUAAAGGUGAAACCGGAUAGACAAUUAGCUGGGCAACAAGAUCACAUUGAACGUUUAAUAGGUCUAAGUAAGACCUUUAACAUAUUAAUAUCAGAUUUAAAUCCUUGUUAUGUACCCCUAGCUUCUCGAAUUUUCUUUGUUUGUAUAAUGUUGUGUAAUUUCAGGGAAGUUUUUGUAAAUAAAUAA
Molecule: messenger RNA, 285 nt
Organism: Pieris macdunnoughi
Lineage: Eukaryota; Metazoa; Arthropoda; Insecta; Lepidoptera; Pieridae
Source: the annotation of a GenBank genome assembly